This is a messenger RNA of Daucus carota subsp. sativus, 5605 nucleotides long. RefSeq lists its product as uncharacterized. The record is from RefSeq and is a predicted model, not a curated record. Bases 535 to 5448 code for a protein of 1637 amino acids. NCBI's taxonomy places the organism in Eukaryota, Viridiplantae, Streptophyta, Magnoliopsida, Apiales, Apiaceae. Gene Ontology annotation, molecular function: protein kinase activity; ATP binding. The transcript is spliced from 14 exons. Gene Ontology annotation, biological process: protein phosphorylation; recognition of pollen.
UGUAAUCAAUACUACUAAGCAUCGUUAAUGAAUGAUCAGGCUGCAGCUUUUUUUUUGUUCUUGUUCUAAAUAAGCUGCCUUUUCCUUAAUAGUAACAAAAUAAGAAAAGAGUCUUGAGAAUGAAUAGGGUUAUUGUUACAUUUUGUUGCCAUGAGCCAAAUGGAACAGAUCGUCAAGAAAAUUGGAAAACUAAGAGAACUUUUUACAAAGCAUUCAGUAGCUGAAAGACAAACGCGUACAAAACGACUUCCAAAAUCCAUUGUGGAAAAUGGACCAUAAGAAAAUUCCUGUAAAUUUAAUUUGUGAUGAAAAAAUCUAGGAUCAGAAAGGAGGACUUGGUCAGUGAUAAAUGUUUUCGACUAUUGAUGGAACUACGGGUCAAGUACAAAUUAUUCAACUAGGUAUGGAACUUAGGACAAAGACAUGGGAAGUAACUAAGCACCCAGUUGCACCAAGUCAUCCUUCUCUAGUCAAGGGAAUCACUAUAUAUUGAUCUAAGUAGAACUAGAAUACCAAGAUAUUUUUUGCAACACAAUGGAUGCAACUAUCAUCAUUUUACUGUAUUGCUCCACUUUAUCAUCAACCUUCGUAAACUCUGUAGCAGUAGACAGCAUCAGAGCACACCAAAGCUUUAGGGAUGGUGAUACCAUCACAUCUGCGGGUGGAGAAUUUGAAUUUGGAUUUUUCAGCCCUGGCAGUUCCGCAAGUCGAUAUUUGGGUAUCUGGUACAAGAGAAUAUCCAACGGGACGGUUGUAUGGGUUGCUAACAGAAAUGCUCCUAUUAAUAAUACCUUAGGCCAGGUACGGGUGAAUGGCCAAGGAAUAACAUUGGAAACGGAUGAUAGAAUGAUAUGGUCUACAAAUACUUCUUUAUUUUUGAAGAAUCCUGUUGCACAGCUAUUAGAUUCAGGGAAUCUGGUGUUAAGGAAUGAAGAUCGUGAUGUCAAAACCAGAGAAGAUAUGAUUUGGCAGAGUUUUGAUUACCCGGGAGAUACUUUCCUACCAGGCAUGAAGAUUGGAAUAGAUUUGGUUACGGGGCUUGAUAGUUACUACACGGCAUGGAAAAGUGUUGAUGAUCCUUCGACAGGAAUUUUCAGUGGCGGAAUUGAUAUUAAUGGUUUUCCGCAAUUCUUCAAGUCAAAAGGUUCUGUCGAAUGGACAAGGACUGGACCAUGGAAUGGCCUCCAGUUCAGUGGUUCUCCGAAGACCAAUCCAAAUGGAAUGUUUACUGAGAAAUUUGUUUUCAAUGAGAAGGAGAUCUGUUACCGGUUGUAUCCCAUCAACAGAACCUCUACUGAUAUAAGACUGACGUUGACCCCAAAUGGAGAAAUAAAGCAUCUUGUAUGGAAUUAUCAAAAUCAAAUUUGGAUGAUUAUUAUUAAUGAGAUUAUGGGUGACUGUGAUCUUUAUGGAUUGUGUGGUGCUUAUGGAAUUUGUCACAUUAACAGCUCUCCAAGAUGCGGAUGUUUGAGAGGAUUCGUUCCCAAAUUCCCAGAGAAAUCAAAAGCAGUAGAUUGGUCUAGUGGAUGUGUUCGUAAAGCAAAGUUAGACUGCAAUACUGAAGCAGGUUUUAUGAAAUAUUCAGGUGUGAAGUUGCCAGACACACGGCAUUCAUGGUAUGACCUGAAAAUUAACCUUGAACAAUGUGAAACAUUGUGUCUGAAGAACUGUAAUUGCACAGCAUAUGCAGACGCGGAUAUUAGAAGUGGUGGAAGUGGAUGCAUCUUGUGGUUCAAUGAUCUAACUGAUAUGGUAAGCACAGCUGAUGGACAGGAUAUUUAUAUAAGGAUGCCAGCAUCUGAAUUAGAUAACGAGAGAUCCAGAGCAAAAAGGCAUCUACAGAUCAUAUUGAUUGUCCUGGUAGUACUAGUAGUGGUAGCACUCGCUCUUGUGUGCCUCUUUGUAUUAAGUAAGCGAAAGCUGAAGGGAAAAGGAAACUUGAAAUUCAAUCCAGAAGGUGUUGCCUUGAACAAAAUUGAGAGUGAAGAUUGGGAGCUACCAUCAGUGGACUUCAAAACACUUGUGAAAGCCACGAACAACUUCUCACAGGACAAUAAGCUUGGACAGGGCGGGUUUGGACCUGUCUACAAGGGCAUGUUAAAUGAUGGACAGGAGGUAGCUGUAAAAAGACUAUCAAAGAGUUCCGGUCAGGGACUGGAUGAGUUCAUAAAUGAAGUUUCUUGUAUCGCAAAGCUUCAACACAGAAAUCUUGUGACGCUUCUUGGAUGCUGCACAGAGAAAGGAGAACGAAUAUUGAUAUACGAAUAUAUGGCGAAUAAAAGUUUAGAUUCGUUCAUUUUUGAUGAAGAUAUAAGCAACUCAAUGGACUGGCAGGAAAGAUACAAAAUCAUAAAUGGCAUUGCAAGGGGACUUCUAUAUCUGCAUCAAGAUUCAAAGCUAAGAAUCAUUCAUAGAGAUCUUAAAGCUAGUAAUAUUUUACUUGACCAUGAGAUGAAUCCAAAGAUUUCAGAUUUUGGCAUGGCUAGAUGUUUUAAAGGAAGUCAGACAGAAGCAAAUACAUCAAGAAUUGUUGGUACCUAUGGUUAUAUGUCCCCUGAGUAUGCCAUUGACGGACACUUCUCUGCCAAAUCCGAUGUAUACAGCUUUGGUGUUCUGCUCAUAGAGAUAGUGAGUGGAAACAAAAACAGAUUAUAUAGUCAUCCUGAUCACAGUUUAAACCUACUUGGGCAUGCAUGGAAGAGUUACAAUGAAGACAAGCUUUUAGGACUAGUAGAUGAGGUAAUCUUGGAGUCCAGUAACCAGUUGGAAGUGUUUCGAGUUAUCCAAAUCGGGCUACUAUGCGUUCAAGAAGAUCCCAUAGACAGGCCAGGUAUGUCCCAGGUGGUAUUAAUGCUGAGCAGUAACAUGAAACUGCCUCAUCCUAAAAAACCAGGUUUCUUCAUGGAGAGAAUUUUGCGAGACAAGGAGCCAUUAUUGAAGAACCAGAAAUUUUCCUCAGGCAACGAGUUAACUUUUAGCUCUGUCCACCCUCGAUCUCUGAGCAGCGCAAUGGCCAUAAGCACCCUCAUUCUGUUAUGCUCCAUUUUAUCACCUAACUUAAUGAAGUCCAUGGCACAUCAGAUCAUUCGAGAUGGCGAAACUAUCACAUCAGCCGGUGAGGAGUUUCAACUCGGUUUUUUUAGCCCCAGCGGCUCUACUAAACGCUAUCUGGGUAUCUGGUACAAGAAAAUAUCUAAUGGGACGGUUAUAUGGGUCGCGAAUCGAGAUGCUCCUGUUAUGAAUACCUCAGGCAUCCUGAGGGUCAGUGACCAAGGCCUUUCACUGCAAACAGGUAAUGAAAUUAUAUGGUCAGCAAAAACUUCAAUAUUAAUGAAGAAUCCUGUGGCACGUUUAUUAGGUUCGGGGAAUUUGGUUGUAAGGGAUGAUGAUCAUCAUAUGAACAACACAGAAGAUUUUGUCUGGCAGAGUUUUGAUUAUCCUGCGGAUAAUUUGCUGCCUGGCAUGAAGAUGGGAAUAGACUUGGUCACCGGCCUAGAGAGGUACCUCACGUCGUGGAAAAGUGCUAAUGACCCUUCCACAGGGAGUUUUACUGACCGGCUUGAUCCUCAUGGUUUUCCACAGUUCUUUCGGUUCAAAGAUUCUGCCAAAUGGUCGCGGACUGGACCAUGGAAUGGUUGGCAGUUCAGUGGCGCUCCCAAGAGUAAUCAAAGUGGAUUGUACACGGAAAAAUUUGUUUUCAAUGAGAAAGAAAUUUAUUAUAAGUUGGAUUCUGUCAGAGGAACUUCUGCUGAUGUACGGUUUCACUUGACUCCAAAUGGAGAUAUAAAGUUUCUUUUUUGGAACUAUCAAGAACAAUUUUGGAAACCAUAUGUUACCUUCAGCCUCUCUAACUGUGAGCAAUAUAAGUUGUGUGGUGCUAAUGGUCUGUGUAAAAUUUCCAACUCACCAAGAUGCGAAUGUCUGACUGGUUUUAUUCCCAAAUUCCCCGAGAAGUGGAAAGAAGGAGAUUGGUCUGGUGGAUGUGUUCGUAAAAAAAAACUAGAUUGUGGAACUAAAGCAGGUUUCUUGAAAAAUACACGUGUUAAGUUGCCAGACACAAGGUAUUCAUGGUAUGACUUGCGAAUGACCCUUGAACAAUGUCGGAGGCUGUGUCUUAAGAACUGCUCUUGUAUAGCUUAUACCAACGCAGAUAUCAGAAGCGGUGGAAGUGGAUGCCUUUUAUGGUUUAAUGAGCUAAGUGAUUCGAGAGGUUACACUGAAGAGGGGGAAGAUAUAUACGUAAAGAUGGCAUCAUCUGAAUUAGUGAAGAGUCUAAGAUCCAGAGUUAAGCGGCUUAUGUGGAUCAUUUUGAUUCCCGCAGUAAUUGCUCUAACAUCCUUGUAUAUGUUAUUGUUAUGGAAGAGAAAGCAGAACAUAAAAGAAAACAUGAAGCUAAGUUCAGAAAGUGUUGCCUUGACGGAACUUGAGAGUGAAGAUAGGGAGUUGCCUUCGGUGGACUUCAAAAGAAUUGCAAAUGCCACAGAUAACUUCUCCCGGAAAAACAAGCUUGGGGAGGGCGGCUUUGGACCUGUGUACAAGGGCAUAUGGAAUGGGGGACAUGAGAUAGCUGUGAAAAGGCUUUCGAAGCAUUCUGGUCAGGGACAGGAUGAGUUUAUAAAUGAAGUUUCCUGUAUCGGAAAACUUCAGCACAGAAAUCUUGUGACACUUCUUGGUUGCUGCACCGAGAAAGGAGAAAGAAUUUUGAUAUACGAAUAUAUGGCAAAUAAAAGUUUAGAUUCAUUCAUUUUCGAUAAUGAAGGAAGAAACUCAAUGGAUUGGCUUCAACGAUCCAACAUAAUAAAUGGCAUUGCCCGAGGACUUCUCUAUCUUCAUCAAGAUUCAAAGCUGAGAAUCAUUCAUAGGGAUCUAAAAGCGAGUAAUAUUUUACUUGAUCAUGAGAUGAAUCCAAAGAUUUCAGACUUUGGCAUGGCCAGAUGUUUUAGAGGAAGUCAAACUGAAGGAUAUACAUCAAGGAUUGUCGGGACAUAUGGUUACAUGUCCCCUGAGUAUGCAAGCGAUGGACAGUUCUCUGUUAAAUCCGAUGUAUAUAGCUUUGGUGUUAUACUCAUGGAGAUAGUGAGCGGAAAGAAAAAUAGAUUAUUCGAUCAUGCUGAUCAAAGCUUAAAUCUACUUGGACAUGCAUGGAGGAGUUAUAAUGAAGACAAGCUUUUGGGACUCAUUGAUGAGGUGUUAUUGGACUCCAGUAACCAGAUGGAAUUGUUUCGAGUUAUACAGAUUGGAUUACUGUGUGUUCAAGAAGAUCCAAAUGAUAGGCCAUUUAUGUCCGAGGUGUUACUGAUGUUGAGUAGUAAGAUGCAACUACCUCGUCCCAAGAAACCUGGUUUCUUCAUGGAGAGAACGUUCCAGGACACGGAUCACUUGUUAGAUGAUUUUAAGUUUUCAUCAUGCAAUAGGUCGGCUAUUACCUCUCUUCUACCUCGACAAUAGUGUUAAGUCUUCUAGGAACCUCUAUUACAAUUUUUAAGUUUUUGUAAUAUAAAACUCCAUGAUAUGGAUUGAAUGUUGUCACAACUGCAGAGAGAAUGAGCAUGAAAGCCUUGUUGAUUUUUCCUUCUUCCUCAUUUUUCCUACAAUCUUCAUCAUA